AUGGCGGCGAGCCUACUGCUGGGGUGCUGCCGCUGCGCGCGGCCCCUCGUGAGCAGGCUCAGCGCGAGGUUCCCGGGCCACAAGAGAGACGAGGACUGGGACGAGGAGCGCGCCCAUCUGUUGUCCACCGGCCUCGACAGCGACGACGAGGAAGAGGCCCCCGACUCGCUGAGCGACGCCCAGAUCCACCGGAGGCUGGACGAGGCGAAGCGCUCUGGGCUGGCGCAGAGAAGCCAGCUCCCGGAGCUCGCCGCUAGGCGCGGCCCGGGCGGCCGCCGCGGUGUCGGCGGCGGCCCACCGCCCAGCUCCGCGCCGCAGCCCAUCUCCGCGUCAGCCGCCCGGGCUGCGCCCAGCUCCGCGGUGGCAGCGGAGGCGGAGCCACGUGGGCCCGCCUCGCCCGGAGGUCUGGAGUCCGACGGCGGCAGCCUCGACGACUUCUUCGACGAGGACGACGACGAGCCCCAGCAGGUCGUCGUUGGCACCCGACCCACGCCUGUCAGUCCUCUCCCAUGCAGCGCUGGCAGUGACAACAGGAGACUACCUGGCGAUGGCAGUGGUGCAGCCGAUGCCAGCUCUGGCACCUCGGCUGGAGCGUCCGUGGAGCCGGCGCCCGUAGGGGCGUCCGUGGAGCAUCCGUGGAGCGUCCGCGGGAACUCCCUCGACGACUGGAUCACAGAGGCAGACGACGAGCUGUGA
This is a messenger RNA of Prorocentrum cordatum, 696 nucleotides long. NCBI's taxonomy places the organism in Eukaryota, Dinophyceae, Prorocentrales, Prorocentraceae. The record is from the annotation of a GenBank genome assembly.